Messenger RNA from Purpureocillium takamizusanense, 1877 nucleotides. RefSeq lists its product as uncharacterized. The record is from RefSeq and is a predicted model, not a curated record. Gene Ontology annotation, molecular function: DNA replication origin binding. The transcript is spliced from 3 exons. Gene Ontology annotation, cellular component: nuclear origin of replication recognition complex; nucleus. Gene Ontology annotation, biological process: DNA replication; DNA replication initiation. The coding region runs from base 102 to 1730 and encodes 542 amino acids. Lineage: Eukaryota; Fungi; Ascomycota; Sordariomycetes; Hypocreales; Ophiocordycipitaceae.
CACGCAUCGCCAGAGCCCUACCGAAACCGCAACAUCAAAUCCACUGCCAACACGUCCGACUUCUCCGAUUGUCCCCUUUCAUCAAUUGCUGCCGGGGAUGGAUGGUUAACGGCAUCAUGGCGCCCCUCUUCCGCCUCCCAGACGAGGAGCUUCUCACCUCUCUGGCUGAGCGUUUCCCGGGCCGGGAACAACAGAUUCGCUCCCUGGCAACGCUCCUCCAUCCUGACGCCGCGCCCUGCCGCAACCUCGUCCUCCACGGCACCGAAGCCACGGGCAAAUCCGCCAUCACAUCACAGUUGCUGUCACAACUAGCCGCGCUGUCACGGCGCGACGAGGGCGGCGACGGCGACGUCGAAGUCAACGGUAGUAGCAAAGACACUGGCGAGCCGAACCUGCGAUACGCCUUCGUCAACGCGGCGCAGUGCAUCACGGGGAGGCAUCUCUUCGAGCGCGUCGUAGGGGCCGUGGCCGACGCGCUGCGAUGUGAUGCCCGGGAUGACGACGAGCGCCACAGGUGGGACCAGCAGCGCAGGCGUUGCGAGACGCUCGCGCAGCUGACGGUAGCGCUGGGGACGAUGCUAAGGGAUCCGACGCGGCAGCCGCGCUCGAGGUUCGUCCUGGUGCUAGACGCCAUUGAUCGGCAGAGGGACGCGCCGCCCACGCUGCUCCCCGCGCUGGCUCGUCUGUCCGAGAUGAUCCCCUGCCUGACGUGCGUCUUCAUCGUCACCGCGCCGCCCGCCGGCUUCCUCCGCACGCCCUCGGCGCCGCACCUGCACUUCCCGCCGUACACCAAACCCGAGUUCGUGCGCAUCCUUGCGCUCGCCCCGCCGCCGCCCAUCCCCGGGACGACGGAGCGCGAGACGGCGGACCUGUGGACGCGCUUCUGCGCCGCCGUCCACGACGCCUUUGUGCGCUCCGCCGCGCGCACCCUGCCCGCCUUCCGCCACGGCUGCCGCGCCCUGUGGCCGCGCUUCAUCGCCCCCGUCGUCGCCGGCACCUACGCCGUCAAGGAGUUCUCGAAGCUGCUCGUCGCCGCGAGGGUCCACUUCCAGGACGAGUCCCUCCUGAACCCGAGCAUCGUCUCGCUGCGCCCUGGCGCGGGUGGGAAGAGCACCGCCGCCCUUGGCGAUGGGCCGGCCCCUAUCCCCGUGGACCAAGCCGUCAACGGCGUCUCUAAAGCGACGACGACAACGACGACACAUACUAUCACCGCCGCGCCCGCUCCCGCCGCCGCGCAGCUCACUGCCCUGCUCCCCAUUGCCGCCCGCAUUCUCCUCCUCUGCGCGUAUCUAGCUUCCCACAACGCCGCGCGCCACGACCUGACCGUCUUCUCCACGUACCAUCACGGGCGCAGGCGCCGACGCGGCGGAGGCUUCACCGCGGCCGCGGCCGGUGGUGGCGGAUCGUCGACGCCCCGACGCGGCGCCAAGCAUCGCAAGAUUGCGCGCAAGCUUCUCGGCGCGCACGCCUUCGUCCUCGAGCGCAUGCUGGCCAUCUUCGAGGCCGUGCGCGGCGAGUGGAUUCCCGAGGGCGGCUCCGUCGGCUCCGUCGUGGACGGGGACGUGGGCAUGGCCAUCUCCACGCUGGCGAGCCUGCGGCUGCUGGUGAGGGUUGGCGCGGGCGACACCAUGGACAGGGCGGGCAAGUGGAGGAUCAACGUCGGGUGGGAUGCCAUCAGGGGCAUAGGAAGGAGCAUCGGCGUCGAGGUAGAAGAGUGGCUCAUGGAGUAGUAGCAGUAGUAGUAGCAGUAGUAGUAGUAGCAUUUGAUAACGGCGAAAUCACUCGAGGCACGGGGCGUCACGGGCCGGACGAAGGGCAUCUUGCGAUACCUAGCUUUGUUCAAACCACGCUUGUUUAUGAAUACAUCCGACUCAGGG